Molecule: messenger RNA, 1706 nt
Organism: Mugil cephalus (flathead mullet)
Lineage: Eukaryota; Metazoa; Chordata; Actinopteri; Mugiliformes; Mugilidae
Gene: ccbe1
Product: collagen and calcium binding EGF domains 1
Exons: 11
Coding region: 243-1442 (399 amino acids)
Molecular function (GO): calcium ion binding
Source: RefSeq, a predicted model, not a curated record
GUGGACUACAAAGGCAAGGGGGUUAGGGUGGUUUAUUUAUUUAUUUUCACUUUUCUUGACAACUCGAGCUGUCACUGUCGAGAUGUUCUCAUAAGCUCAGUAGAAGUGAGUGGAAGUGGGAGGGUCUGUGUCUGCGUGUGUGUGCUACAACCACUUAACGUGACUCUGAAGUUGUAUCUGCGGGGAGAUAAUCAUUACAAGCGUGGACUCUCGACAGGAGCCGGGGUGAGUGGACCGGUGAGAUGCUGUUGAAACACCACAGAAGCCCUCUUCUGCUCACCGUCACCUGCAUGUGCUUCUCAGGAGGUCUGCUCUGGUCCUACCAAGAAGAGGAUGCCAGCGACGGAGAGAAGUGCUCCGAGAAUAACGUCUCUACCACGAAGUACCCCUGCGUGAAGUCGACCGGGGAGGUCACGACGUGCUACAGAAAGAAAUGUUGCCAGGGCUUCAAGUUUGUUUUGGGCCAGUGCAUUCCUGAAGACUAUGACGUGUGUGCUGGCGCCCCCUGUGAGCAGCAGUGUACUGACCAUUUUGGUCGAGUGGUGUGCACCUGUUACCCCGGCUACCGCUAUGACCGUGAGCGCCACAGAAACAGAGAGAAGCCCUACUGCCUCGACAUUGAUGAAUGUGCAGACAAAAACACCAGCGCCUGCUCUCAGACCUGCAUCAACUCCGUGGGGAGCUACAGGUGUGAGUGUGAGAAAGGCUAUUUCCUGGAGGAAGAUGGGAAAACAUGCACCAAGGGGGAGAGAGUGCAUCUCUUUGAGAAGUCCGAUAAGGUCAUGAAUGCUGGAACAUGCUCAGCCACAUGUGAUGAUUUCCACCAGAUCAAGAUGUCCGUCCUCCAGCUUAAACAGAAGAUGGCUGUGCUGUCAAACAGUGCUGAUGUCCCUGAGCAGAUGACGAGUGAGAAAACUUUGACGUCUCCUAUAUUUUUACCGGGGCCUCCAGGUUCCCCUGGACCUCCAGGUGACCCAGGACCACAGGGCCCUCCAGGACUUACAGGACGUUUGGGGGCCCCUGGCCCGCCUGGUCCCCGGGGAUUGAUGGGACCUGUUGGACCCACACCAGACCUGUACCACAUCAAAAGAGGCCCCCGAGGACCUGUGGGGCCGCCAGGAGCACCAGGAAAAGAUGGAAUAAAGGGGGAUAGAGGAGCUCCUGGGCCUGCCGGACCACCAGGCCCUCCAGGCUCCUUUGACUUCCUGCUACUGCUGAUGGCAGACAUCCGUAAUGACAUCGCCGACCUGCAGAGCAAAGUGUACGGCCGAUCGAUCCAGUCUCCAGAGGAGGACUUUCCCGAGGUCCCCGACAGCUGGAGAGAUGCCCAGGACGGCGUGGAUACAGGCUCAGGCGAAGACUAUAAGGAAACUCCACCUCGAACAGGUCUAGGGUCCAAGAGGAACAGGAAGAGGAAACCAGCGCGAGAGAGAACAGACUGAACAGACUAUGUAUGUAUGUAUCUAUGUAUGUAUGAAGAGGGUGGAUUUAAAUAUUUUAUGUCAGGUGUAAAUAUUGCAGAGAUUUGCCUUUUUUAUUUAACUGAUCUGAAACAGAACGUACUGUAAUGCCGUUUGAUCACAGAUGUUUAUUUUUGUAUGACAUAUUAUGUGUGAUUGUUCUUUAACAUAAAUGCGCCGAUGCACAUCUCUGCACACACAGCACAUUAAACAAGUCUCCCAUGAAAGCCUUAUAUUAUUACUUUA